This is a messenger RNA of Mesorhabditis belari, 660 nucleotides long. The record is from the annotation of a GenBank genome assembly. NCBI's taxonomy places the organism in Eukaryota, Metazoa, Nematoda, Chromadorea, Rhabditida, Rhabditidae.
AUGUCUGGAGGACAAAGGGGUGGAGGUGGUUCAGCGGCCGUGAGAGCCGUUGCCUCAGCACUUGGCAUCAAUCGCCAUGAAAUGAGCAACUACAUUCAACCGGCAAGAAGCGAACCUCCUCCACUGUUCCCGCCGCUUACAAGAAGCGUUUUGCCGGCAGAGGAAUGCGAUCGACAGAAAUACAUGGUGGCUACGAAAGACGAUCUGCUCAAAUUUGGUUUCCGAGACAGCCCGUAUUUUCUCGAAGAAAAGAAAAUCGGCGGAGACGUUAAGCGUUACACGGAUAAAUAUCGGGAAACUAAUAGAACAAAACUACAACCAGAUUGGUCUCGGAUACCCGAGGAACUCUGUUGGCAAAAGAAGAAUUUAGAGCAAAAUCCAAGCAAGAAACGCAAGUUGGACGAUGCAAUGGGAGAGCUUGUCAACGAAAAGUUAAAACGCCUAGAAGAAAAUGCUGCAGAAAAGGAUGAGGAACCAGAAGAAAAGCAGGAAGAAACAUCAGACGUCGAAGAUGAAGAAGAGAAAGAGCGAGUCGGCGAUGAAGCGGUUUCUGAUGACGAUUAUCUUGAAGAGGAUAACGAUUAUGCAACGGGUUACUUCGACAAUGGUGAAGGAUAUGGUGCUGGUUCUGAUGACGAUCUCGAUGCAGAUGGUGAUUUG